GGCUGUCUGAGUGAGAAGCAGAGCGUUUCCAGGUGAACAGAGGGUUGACUGUUGUUCAUUUUUGGGAGCGGGUAGAGAACAAGCGGCAAUUCAACCCCCUCCCCCUCACUCCACCUGUAGGGCCCGGACUCCGGGGUUGCUGUGCACGUGUUGUUCGACCUGUGUUCUGCCUCGGUCUGUCUCUAUAGAACCACGUGUGUGUCUCUAGGUACUUCUGUCACUUCUCCCGCUGGUAAUCAGGUGUUGAAAAUGGCUGAAAAUGGGGACAAAGAACAGUUGGAUCUGGAUACCAAGAUCUGUGAGCAGAUUGAGUAUUAUUUUGGAGACCAUAACCUUCCUAGAGACAAGUUCUUAAAGCAGCAGGUACUGCUGGAUGAUGGCUGGGUUCCCCUUGAAACCAUGAUCAAGUUCAACAGGUUGAGCAAACUGACAACGGAUUUCAACAUCAUCCUUCAGGCACUUAAAAAAUCUAAGACUGAACUCUUAGAAAUAAAUGAGGAGAAAUGCAAAAUUCGAAGGUCUCCUGCAAAGCCCCUCCCUGAAUUAAAUGAAGAUUACAAGAAUUCUUUUAAACACAGAUCUGUUUAUAUUAAAGGAUUUCCAACCAUCACAAAUCUAGAUGAAAUCAAAGAAUGGCUCAACGACAAAGGUCCUAUUGAAAAUAUCCAGAUGAGAAGAACACUCCAGAGAGAAUUUAAGGGCUCAGUCUUUCUCGUCUUUAAUACAGAAGAUGGUGCAAAGAAGUUUUUGGAAGACAAAAACCUCAAGUACAAAGACAACGAUAUGAUUAUCUUAUCCCGGGAAGAGUAUUUUGCAAAGAAGAAUGAAGAGAGAAAGUUAAAUAAGUCUGAAGAAAAAGCUAAAUCAAAGCAGGAAAAGGAAGAAGCCCAGAAACAGGCUGAGGAUGCCGAAAGGAAACUGAUGGAAGAAAGAGUGGGCUGCCUCCUGAAGUUCUCUGGUGAUCUGGACAACAUGACAUCUAGGGAAGACCUUCAUGCUCUGUUUCAGACCCAUGGAGAGAUUGAAUGGAUUGACUUCAGCAGGGGAGCUAAAGAGGGAAUUGUACUGUUUAAAAUGAAUGCUAAAGAAGCACUGGACAAAGCAAAGGCUGCCAAUAAUGACAACCUAAAGUUAAAGGGCAAGAAUGUAAAGUGGGAGCUCAUCGAAGGAGAUGCAGAGAAAGAAGCUCUAAAGAAAAUUAUGGAAGGGAAACAGGAGUCUUUCAACAAACGAAAAGGCAGAGAUGGUAGGAAAUUCAAAGGAAAAGGAAGAGGUGGCAAAGGAAAUGACAGCUCUCCAAGAAAGAAAAUACAAUUCCAAGGAAAGAAGAAAACAUUUGAUAGCAGUGAUGAUGAGGAUGAUAUGGAAGAAUCUGAGAGUCCCCAGAAGGUGACUAUAAAGGCAAAGGAAACGGCAGGGCCAAAAAAUGGAGCUUCGGCUGCUCCAGGAAGUCCAAAGAAGAGAGCGCUAGAUGACAAAGCAGAGGAUGGUCCUGCAGUCAAACAAUCCAAAACUGAAGUUGGGGAUCAGUAAUGUACUAUGCCUUUGGUUUUUAGAUGCCUUUUUUUUUUAAGUUAACUUCCAGAUACAGAAGGGUCAGUCUAGAGCGAAUCUAAUGAAAUCCACUUCGAUAUCAACCUGUAAUGAUGAUUUUUGUUACUUUAGUUUUGUGGGUGCAUGACAGUCCUGUAUAUUGCUAUCCUGCACUUAAUUUUUAUACGUUUUGUUUAUAUAAACAUGUUUCCGUGCUAGUAGCAAGGAUGAUUGCCAGUAUUCACUGAACUGAAAUCCUUAUGUAAUAAUGUAAAUGUUCAAUAAAAAGUGGUUCUAUUCUGGCUUUGCUUAA
This is a messenger RNA of Xenopus laevis (African clawed frog), 1846 nucleotides long. It is a transcript of the gene ssb.L, whose product is annotated as Sjogren syndrome antigen B L homeolog. The record is from RefSeq and is marked provisional. Gene Ontology annotation, molecular function: nucleic acid binding; mRNA binding; RNA binding. Gene Ontology annotation, cellular component: cytoplasmic stress granule; cytosol; nucleus. NCBI's taxonomy places the organism in Eukaryota, Metazoa, Chordata, Amphibia, Anura, Pipidae. Gene Ontology annotation, biological process: positive regulation of translation; RNA processing; tRNA processing.